AGCCGAAACGACGCUUGUCGGGAGUGCUUUCGACAAGAUGGCGGACGAGGAUAUUACGCUUGAUGGACAGCCUUUACAAUCCCUCCGUGUCGCCGAUUUGAAAGCCGCGCUGGAGCAGAGAAACCUGUCCAAGAGCGGGGCGAAGAACAAACUCAUCCAGCGACUGAAGGGGGCACUGAUGCUGGAGAACCUGCAAAAGUCGUCCACCUCUCACAGCGGACUGCAGCCCAACUCUCAGAUCGGGGAGGAGAUGAGUCAGAAUAGCUUCAUCCAACAGUAUCUGGCCAAGCAGCAGGAACUCCUCCGUCAUAGACUGGAGCGAGAAGCCCAGCUUGAGGACGAGACCGACGAAAGCCCAGCAAUGCCGGAAGAGGACGAAGACCAGUCUGACGACGACAGCUCGCCCUGCGUCUCUGACAAGCAGAGUCACCCUGUGGCAGAGAGGGCGGGAUCUCUGAGGGGUGAAGGGGCGAUGUCACGUAGGCAAGACGGUGCCGCCGGUCACCGGGAGGUCCCGGAAGCUCCCGGAGCCAGGAUGCAGAGGGCCACUUUUCCUCAAGGACACAAGGAGCCACCGGCCCCCUCUCCUCCCCGCGCCGUGGCCUCCCUGUCGGUGCGCGUCCUGGGCCAGCCGGACCGCCAGGGCCUGCCCCCGGCCUUGUCCAGAGCCCAAGAGAAAGAAGGCGUCGCGCCCAGCGAAACCGGAUCGGCCCAUCCCGUGCUCCACCUCAGCCGAUCGGCCGGCGUCUCAGCCGGAGGUCAGGUCCAGGAGGACAGUGACGACGACGACGACGAUGACCGUAGCGGGGAUGACGAAGAUUGGGGGCCCGGGCCCGGCGGAGCCCGAAAAGGAAAUCGCGCCCCCCCUUUGCCUCCGCAGAUGCCCGCCAGUGCGGCGAGGUCCAAACGUAAGCUUCAGCCUCCGCAGCACAUCCCGCCGCCGCAGCCGCACCACAACCUGAUGCAGCUGCGCCACCCGACGCCCCCACCCUCGCCACCUCCUGACCUGUUUCCCCUCCCGGACACCCCCAAGCAGAGCCCACCGGACACCGACGACAAGGAGGGGGAAAGCUCCGGAGCGCCGCGCGCCGUCUCGCAGAGGCAAGACUCUGACUCGAGAUCCCGCUCCAGCAGUCCCGAGCCCCCCGCAAAGCGCAGACCGGGCCCGCUUUCUCUGCUGGUGCACAAGAUGGAGUCGGAGGAGGCGCAGACCAGCGCGGGUACCAGCGAUUCUCCGGAGGGGAGCAAGAAGAAAGAAAACGAGACGGGCGACCGCAAGGAGAAAGAGACAAAAACGCGAGAUGAUGAAAAGCUUGACAAGAAAAAGCAGGCAACCGACGAUAACCGCAGAGCCGAAGCCCGGGACUCGGGAUCCUCGUCGGAUUCGGACUCGCGGUCCGACUCCUCGUCCAAAUCAUCUUCAUCAUCCACGUCCGUCAGGGUUGAGUCACGCCAUGUGAGGCAGACGAAGACAGCCGAGCUAGGACAAGACGCAGAUAAUGAGACAAAGGGGACGGGGCCCGAGAAAGGACACCACCUGAAAAGCGCGGUGUCGGAGCCCACCGAGGCGGCCGUGUCCGAGGUGGAGCCCCGCUCCGAGAGCGCCGAGGCCCGGCAGCCGGCGCCGAACGCCGAGCCCGUCGACGGCGAGGGCCGCCUGGAGGAGAGCACCACUCCAAAGGCUUUUGCCGUUCGCAAGAUCUCCCUAACCAGCAACAAGGCGCCGCCCGUCGCCACCGACGCCGACGGAGGAGCCGGAGACGCCGACGCUGGAGGAGCGGCGGUGAGGAAGAGGCGUUGGGGCUCCAGCACGGCGGUCAAUGCCAAGAAGCCGUCCAUCAGCAUCACUACCGACUCACUCAAGUCUUUAAUCCCAGAUAUCAAAGUAGCCCAGGAGGCCGUGGUGGACCUGCACCCAGAGGAGCUGCAGCUGUCCGGAGACGAGGACCCCAGGGACAACGGUCAGGGCGACGAGGAUGAAGGCCUCAAGAUCCGACGCACAGUUACGCAGGUGGUCCCCGGGGACAGCCAGGAGAACGGGCGGGGCGACGAAGACGAGGAUGCAGAGACGGCGGAGCAAGAAACCCCGCGACCGACCCCCGUAGACCAAUCCAGGCAAGCUCCUCCUGAGAAGACGCCUGAGAAGAUCGACGGAGAACUGAAGAAAGCUUCCCCCGCCGACAGUUUGGUGCGUCGCUCCAUCAGUCAGCAGCGGUCCGGCGUGUCCAUCACAAUCGACGACCCCGUCCGAUCCACGCAGCGGUCCGGCGUGUCCAUCACAAUCGACGACCCCAUCCGAUCCGCGCGGCGGCCCUCGCCGCCCCGCGGCAAACUCUCAAGUAUCAUCCACGUGACCAACCUGGUGCGACCGUUCACCCUGGGCCAGCUCAAAGAGCUUCUGAAGCAGACUGGCAGCGUGCUGGAGGAGGGCUUCUGGAUUGACAAGAUCAAGUCGCACUGCUACGUCACUUACGCUACAACAGAGGAGGCGGCGGCGACCAGAGAGGUUCUUCACGGGGUCAAGUGGCCUCAGAGCAAUCCAAAAGUGCUCGGUGUGGACUUCUGUGAACAGGAUGAGCUCGACUUUCACAAAGGUUUGCUGAAGCCAAACCGCGAAGAGCCGCAAGUGCCUCAACCUGCCCCGCCGCCGGCCCGGCCGCCCCCGCUCAUGCCCGAGCGGGACCGCGAAAGGGAGCGGGACCGCGAAAGGGAGCGGGACCGCGGCGCGGCGGGCGUGCGGGACCUGUGGGCCGAGCGGCAGCGACAAAUGGAGCGCCGCGAGCGAGCCCGCGGGGAGCGCGAAUGGGACCGCGACAAGAUCCGAGAGUUCUCCAGGCCGGGGGCGGACAAGGGGGAGCGGCGCUCCAGGUCCCGUGACCGAGAGCGACGGAAGCGGGAAAGGCCAAAGAGCAAGGAGAGGAAGGCUGACAAGAAGGAGAAGGCAGAUGAGCCUCCUGCAAAGCUUCUCGACGACUUGUUCCUCAAGACCAAAGCGGCUCCUUGUAUAUACUGGCUCCCACUCACUGAAGAACAGGCGGCGCAGAGGGUGCUGGAGCGCAACGAGCGGCAAAAGGAGCGAGAGCGGCGACUCAAGGAGUGCAAGGACGAGCAGGAAAAAAUGCGGGAGGAGCGGAAGAAGGAGCGGCUGAAGGCCCGCGAGAAAGAAGACCGAGGCGGCGGCGGCGUGCCGGCGCCCGGCAGGGGUGCCGACGCAGACCGGGAUAAGGAGCGAGGCCGGAACAAAGAGAGCGAGCGGAGGCGGGAGGGCGAGCGCCGACCCGGGCGGAGCUCUCGUAGCGCUAGCGAGACCCGAGACAGGCGCCGCUGAAGUGCUUCCUCGUGAUGUGGCAUCCGUUCGGAGGGGGCAGCGUUGUCCUCCUGAGGUUUGAGAGGCCUUUUUUUUUUUUUUUCCUUCAACUUCUGUGGUUCCGCAGUUUAUUCCUCCCAAAGCCCUAUAAUAAAGUUCAAAAUAGAUUCCCCUGUCCUUCAACACUUUUCUUUAAGCAGUUUUAGUGUUUCUACUUGCUUCAGCUCUGAACUUUACAAACCAUUGAAGAUUCUUUGUUUAGUUUUUUUUUUCUUCUUUUUUUUUACGUUUGAUCUUGUUGAAACAGAUUUAAAAAAAAAAAAAAAAAAAAAAAAAAUACACUCGUAAUGCUUGUUUUUUUCUUAAGAGGAUGAGAGAGAGCUUUCCCCCCUGUAAAAUCCUAUAUACAUUACUUUCAAAAAGUGAGGGAUGUUGGGCUUUGGUUGUGAAAUUUCAGGAUGAACCUCAAAUACUCUUGAUCCUUUACAAGUGAUGUUCAUUUGACUUUCUAAACUUUUGAAUGUUCAGGGUACUUCAGGCACAACUUGUUGGUCUCUAACAAGGAGCUGUAGUUUGACAUUCAAUAGUUUGUAGAAAGCAACAUUAAGUUGACUUGUAAAGGAUCUCAUGCAUUUUAGGUUGAUUCCGUAUUUUCCCCUCAAAGCCAAAUAUCCUUACCUCUUUGUAGUGCAUCUAAUAGGAGAUCCAAAUUGUUUGUCGUCUUCUAGAUAAGAGUCCCAUUUUUACUAUUUUAAUUUUGUUUUUAGUUGGAAAUUAGAUUUUUGUUGUUGCUGAAUGUAUCACAAGUUAUGACAAAUAAGUUAAUAAAUUUAAAAGUGCUGUUCAACUUGAGAAAACUUUGGCCUUUUGCUCUGUCUGUUGGGAGGGAAAUGUAUUCAGAGACGGGCGGGCUGGAAAUCUUCAAAAUCUCUUUUAUAUGAUCUCUGAAAUGUACAACCACAAAGCUGUCUUAUUUAAUCUAUAGUCAGAACACAAACAUGUUAUUACAGCAUACAGAAAUGACAGUAAUUGUCCUCAAAUUUGACUGGUUUACAAAAUCUCUUAACAGUAACGUUGAGAUUUAAGUGCAAAACAUUUGCUAACAACACAAUAUGAACAGUUUAGCAGAAUCCCUUGUUCUUCUACAGCAAACGAGCAGUAGUCUCUUUCCUGUUCCCUUUUUUGUGACCUUACAGUAAAAGUAGAACAACAGCAGGUACAAUGGAGUCUAGGGGAGGGUGGAUGCAGGUCAAAAGGAGCUGUGGGAAUGUCUUAAUAUCAGCAGUUACAUGUCGAGCGUUAAAGAACCGACGCACGAGAGGGAGGGGCUCCUCAGUUGUGCGUGGCGGCGCUGCACGCUCUGCUCAUGUGACACGGGUGGCAGAGCAGAUGAGAGUCCAGCGGGAAGCACUGCGAGCCGGGCUUAUCGGAGAGCUGCUUGCCGCACUCCUGCGAGGAGGAGAUAAGGAAUGCGCGCGGGAAGUGACGUCAGCUUGCGCAAACAAAAGGGGAACGAGGGGGGUUGCGGGCUGUGUGUGUGUUGUCACUCACCUCACAGUGGUAACACUCAAAAUGGUAGUCCUUAUUCAUGGACACAACCCUGAGGAUCUCCUCGCUGCCCUGCAAAACACAAUUGCAAAAUAAACCCAUCGCUGGAGGAAUGGCGUGUGUGAAAGAAUUACAAACUGCACAAAGUGGAAUGAUGGAUGGAGGUACAGUUGUAAAAUGUCUCAAUUUAGGAAUUUUCCCAAAGAAAUUUGGUGGAAUUCUUCAAAAAGUAGGAAUUUCCAAGAAUGAUUUGAACAUUUUGGAGUUGGAAUCGGUUAGUUAGUUUUUUUUUUUUCCUCCAGUAAUUUAACUUUUCAAGGAAAAUGCGGACACUUUUGCGAUGUGGAACAUUUCGAAGUUACCGUAUUUUUCAAACUAUUAAGUCGGUCUUUUUCCUAGUUUGGCCGGGGGUGCGUCUUAUAUGUGGAAAAAAAAAAGCUGAAUUAUAAAAUGAACGUAUGUUUGUAAAAUUGUCUCACUGAAAAUGUAGAAGAUGGGAGAUGUUGAACACUUUUCACACUGCACUUGGCAAAGCCUCUGACGCCCUCGACUUUCCCAGAAACGUGGAAGUCGAAGCACGUUAAAAAAAAAAAAAAAAAACACAGUGGCCAUCGAGGAACCUACCUCAGUGGGUAAGAUGGGCUGCAAGCAGGCAGCACACUUUGGGGCAAAAGUCCUGCAGAGUGGGAAAAGACAGCAACGUUUAGAUGACCUAGGAGCGCUAACGUGACGGCGGGAGUGGUACACGAGAUGCGGAUGGAUACUUGUUGUAGUCGGCCACACAGUAGAUGUUGCUGUGCUGGUCCACGGUGAAGGGCACCCCGUCCAGGGCCUUGGCGCACACCACGCAGCGGAAGCAGCCGGGAUGGUACGAGUUCCCUAGGGCCUGCAAGAUCUGAGGCCACGACGACGACGGUAAGACACUUUUCUUGGUUCUGUAUGUUUGUUCGAAUUUGGGAGUUCAAGUAUCGGGUUCCCCUGGGGCCUUCCGGGAUGGGUUCCCACCGAGCUAGAAGUGCCUGCUUGAAGAAUUCCGGAUUUGUUCAUUGAGUGGCCCGUGACAUACCCCGCAGGGAAUCUUCUGGACUUUCUCAUGUAUUCAGAGCUGUGGCCUGAGUCGUCCACUCUGGAAAGUUCACCACUAAGAAGCCUUUUAUUUAUGGAAAAUGUCAUGUGAAAGCAAAAGAGGGAGUUCCACGAGGAUGUCACCACAUUUCUACAUCUGUACUGUACUGUAGUUUGAAGGAGAUAUUUUGGAUAAUUCGGUGGGACGAGUUAUACGAUAGACAUUUCCAUUAUUUGGGGAAUUUUCACACUGAAAAUGUGGAAUUCUUCAAGUGGGACUUUGGAAUGUGGAACAUUUUACAGUACAGUUGGAAGCCGUUUAGAAAUGGGGACUUGAGUUUUUCCCAUGGAAUUCUUAAUAAAAGUAGAAAUGUUAUAUGAAGUUAUUGAAACUGAAUUUGUUUCAUUUUCCAUUUAAUUUGUGAAUGUUCUCAAACAAAAUGUGGGAUUAUCAUUGUGUGAAUGGUUUGCGAAAUGGUCAAUUUUUCCAUUUGGGAAUUUACUCGGGAUAAAAAAAAAAUUAUGAAUAUGAAUGAACAUUUGGAAGUUUUUCAUUCAAUUUGGUAUCUUUCACAAUGAAAUGUUGAACAUUUAGAAAUUUGUUAAUCUGGAAAGGGUAAAAUUGUUUAUAAAAAAAAAAAAAAAAAAAAAACGGGCAUUUGUAAUGUGAGCAAUAGUAACACGGAGGUCUUGAAUGAGAUGAACAUUUUGACACUGCAAAGGUUUCAGUUGUUUGAAACAUGGAAAGGUAAAUGAAAUUUGUUAGAAAAAUAAUUAGAAUUUUUCCUCAUGGAAAAUUUGGAAUUCCGGGAUUGUGGGAAAAAAAGUCUUAGCAAAAAAAUGCUCCAACCUUGAAUGAGUGGAGCAUUUUGAUGUUGGAAUUGGUUGAGACAUAGCAAGGAUAAGUUCAAUUUGUAAAAAGAAAAAUAACUUUGUUUCCGUCCUCUUUGGGGUUGGAGAACGCGCACACGCACCUGUUCCAGAAUGAGGUGGCCACACACGCUGCACUUCUCGGCGGCGGCCUGAAACCCGGAAAACUGCAAUCGGAGUAGAAGAAAAACAAUGAGGAGUUGGCAACAAAAAAAAAAAACAAAUUGAAAACAAGAGUCUAACCAUGUAAUCUUCUUUGCAAUACACAGAGCCGUUGACAUUGUAGAAGUCCUUGUUUCUCAAGGCGCGUCCUGCGGGAACAAAACAACAGUUUAAAAUCCAUUUUGUCGCGUGUUUAAUUUUAACACUUGUUUUUUUUUUUACUCACCACAGGAGACGCAUGUGAAGCAGCGCGUGUGAUAAAGGCUGUCCAGAGCCUGGCAAGCAUUGUCUGCGCCGUACACGCCUUUACCGCACUUGAUGCAGGUCCC
Messenger RNA from Phycodurus eques (leafy seadragon), 7281 nucleotides. RefSeq names its product apoptotic chromatin condensation inducer 1b (gene acin1b). NCBI's taxonomy places the organism in Eukaryota, Metazoa, Chordata, Actinopteri, Syngnathiformes, Syngnathidae. Gene Ontology annotation, molecular function: nucleic acid binding. The record is from RefSeq and is a predicted model, not a curated record.